AUGGAAAAUUCUAAACCUACCAAAACCCCUUGUUGCCCAAAUAUACGUCUUACUCCUUUUGAUGGUUUUGUUUUGGUUGAUCCCUCUGAGUACAAAAGUAUGAUGGGUGCUCUCCAAUAUUUGACUUUCACACGCCCUGAUUUGGCUUUUAGUGUCCAUCAGCUAUGCCAAUUUAUGAAUCCUCCUACUACUUCUCAUUUGGAGGCAGCCAAAACCAAACACAUAGAGGUUGAUUAUCACUAUGUGAGGGGUUGUGUUCUUUGUAGCACUUUGGGGAUCAAAUUCAUCUCUAGUCGUGACAAUUUUGCUGACAUUUUCAUGAAACCCUUACCUAGUCCUCAUUUUUUGGUUCUACGCAGCAAACUCUUAGCUGCCACUGCCUUGAGUUUGAGGGAGGAUGUUAAGAGUAUACUUAGAGAUCAACAGAGUAUUGCUAAGAACAAGGUUCAAAUGCUAGAUGUCAACGGCUAG
This is a messenger RNA of Quercus robur (English oak), 471 nucleotides long. RefSeq lists its product as uncharacterized. NCBI's taxonomy places the organism in Eukaryota, Viridiplantae, Streptophyta, Magnoliopsida, Fagales, Fagaceae. Bases 1 to 471 code for a protein of 156 amino acids. The record is from RefSeq and is a predicted model, not a curated record. The transcript is spliced from 2 exons.